This is a messenger RNA of Ctenopharyngodon idella (grass carp), 924 nucleotides long. It is a transcript of the gene nedd8l, whose product is annotated as NEDD8 ubiquitin like modifier, like. The transcript is spliced from 4 exons. Gene Ontology annotation, cellular component: cytoplasm; nucleus. Bases 200 to 463 code for a protein of 87 amino acids. Gene Ontology annotation, biological process: protein neddylation; regulation of proteolysis; modification-dependent protein catabolic process. Gene Ontology annotation, molecular function: protein tag activity; ubiquitin protein ligase binding. The record is from RefSeq and is a predicted model, not a curated record. NCBI's taxonomy places the organism in Eukaryota, Metazoa, Chordata, Actinopteri, Cypriniformes, Xenocyprididae.
CAAAAGCGGAACCAUCGCUAUAGUUGUACCAAACUACCCGGAGUUUAUUUCGGAUACACGGGAAGUCAGGCAGUUUUUUCCCCGUAGAAGCGUUUUAGCCGGUUCAUUUGCAUUAGGAUUUAACAAUUACUAUUAAGUAAUAAAAAUCAGAUUAUCUAGUUUCUGUUAAACUUGUAUGAGUUAAUUUACAUCCCUCAAUAUGUUGAUUAAAGUUAAGACACUCACAGGCAAAGAAAUAGAAAUUGACAUCGAGCCUACAGACAAGGUGGAGAGAAUCAAAGAAAGGGUGGAAGAAAAGGAGGGGAUCCCACCACAACAGCAAAGACUCAUUUACAGCGGAAAACAAAUGAAUGAUGAGAAGACUGCUGCGGACUACAAGAUUCAGGGAGGAUCUGUCCUGCAUUUAGUUCUGGCUCUCCGAGGAGGGAAAAACCUGCACAAUCACCCAGUGUUUUUCCUCUAAUCUAUUGUUAAGCUUGUAAAUAGUAGAAAUCUGUGUUAUCAUGACUUGCCAGGUGGCUCUGGUGCUUAAAGCCACAAGAGGACAUUCGGCUUUGCAUACAUCGCUCUCUAAAUCAUAUUGUUGUGAUUCUGAACAGUUUACAACCUAAACGUGAGUUAAUGUUGAUGUUUGUUUCUGCAGUACAUGACGCUGUACACUUUAGCAGGUUAAGAACUGUUACUCAUGUUUUGAGAUAAAGACACUGCUCCCUUAUAAGGGCUCAUAAAUUAGUUUGCAUUAUCCCUGGCUAUUUUAAAUUCAGCUCCUGAACAUGCAUCAAGACACGCUGUUUCAUUAAAGAGGUGCUGAUGUUGCACCAUCAUCUUCCUAAAACUAAUUUCUUGAAUGCAGUGCAUUAUACCAUAUAUGUUUUAUUGUAUUGUGUUCGGAUAAAAGAGGAAUAAACAUAUCGGAAAAAUGGA